Topomyia yanbarensis is the source of this 888-nucleotide messenger RNA. RefSeq names its product mediator of RNA polymerase II transcription subunit 8 (gene MED8). Gene Ontology annotation, cellular component: core mediator complex; mediator complex. Gene Ontology annotation, molecular function: transcription coregulator activity; RNA polymerase II cis-regulatory region sequence-specific DNA binding. The transcript is spliced from 2 exons. The coding region runs from base 91 to 846 and encodes 251 amino acids. Lineage: Eukaryota; Metazoa; Arthropoda; Insecta; Diptera; Culicidae. Gene Ontology annotation, biological process: regulation of transcription by RNA polymerase II. The record is from RefSeq and is a predicted model, not a curated record.
AUAAAAACAGUCUAAAAACAGUGUUUUGUUUAGUUAUCUUAAAUUUUUAUCAGAAAUAAAUUAAACGGCUAGUUAAAAACCGAAUCAAAAAUGCAGCGAGAAGAGAAACAAUUGGACAUGCUGCUGGAGGCCGUACUCAACCGGCUUAACGACCUAAAACACUCCAUCGGAGCAAUGUUGCACCGGCUUGAAACGGAAUAUGAAACCAUCAGUUGGCCGACAUUCCUGGACAAUUUCGCCCUCAUUUCCAGCCAUCUAACCGGACUGACCAAGAUCCUAUCAUCCGAAAUCGGUGCUCCCCUACGCAAUCUCACCGUUCUUCCGCUGCUGCUAACCCCGGAACGGGAUGAAGCUCUACUACAGCUGACCGAAGGUCGCAUCCCAGUAUUCUCGCACGAUCUCGUCCCGGACUAUCUCCGCACGAAACCGGACCCCGGUGCCGAGUCCCGUAUGGCAGCCCACGAAGCGAAAGCGAACAACCUACUGACGGAAACGGCCAUGAAACAGGUUGCCCAGUACACCAAAGUCAUCUCGCACGUUUGGGACAUUGUCAGCAAGGCGAAGGAAGAAUGGGACACGGAAGCUUCAUCCCGACCCGGCAUUCAGCAGACCAGUUCGAUGGCGGACACACAGGCACUGGUGGCGGCGGUCGGGCUGGGAAACGGGCUAACUCUUCCCGUUGGACCAGGUGGGGUACCCGGUUCGGGUAUUAUGAUUCCACCGGUGAUUCGGCAGGCUUCGCCUAUGAGUGCCGUGUCACCGUCCGGUGCGGGUCCGCUUGGGAAGAUGCCGUCUGGGAUUAAGACUAACAUCAAAGCCGCUAACCAGGUGCACCCUUAUCGAUAAAAGAUCAAAUAAACGGCGGUUUGAGGUGAUAAUUUAUACAAA